AUGCUUCGGACGUGUAAUGUUGUGGCACGAAGGCGUAGAAAAGAAGGUCGACCAAGACGUCAACGAACAACAUUCAGCAGUGAACAGACGUUACGUUUGGAAAUCGAGUAUCAAAGAUCGGAAUACAUAAGUAGGGGAAGGAGAUGCGAGUUAGCCGAAUCUUUACAAUUAUCCGAAACGCAAAUCAAAAUUUGGUUUCAAAAUCGCAGGGCUAAAGACAAAAGAAUAGAGAAGGCCCAAUUAGACCAUCAUUAUAGAAAAUUAUUGGGGGCCUUUUCUACAUUUUGUCCUGUAUGUAUCGAUAGCCCGUGCCUACACAUCACGCCAAAUUCAUCGGUGCUACAAUCGACCAUGCCAUUGAAUUCUCCUGCAGCAAUACCAAAUAAUUCUCACAAUUUUGCUGGUCAUAACAGUGAUUUUAGUGAUAUUGACGUUAAAUGAAACCACAGCGGGUCAAAAGUGCGCAAAUAAGUGAACAUCACUUGCGACAAUAAGGAAUUGAUCGCUAAAAUACAGAAUGGUGUAUAUUAUGUCAGUGAUUUUCACAUAAUAUGAGGGUUUUUAACACUAUUAGAAUUCAUUGCUAUUAGGUAACUAUAGAGGAAA
Molecule: messenger RNA, 606 nt
Organism: Photinus pyralis (common eastern firefly)
Lineage: Eukaryota; Metazoa; Arthropoda; Insecta; Coleoptera; Lampyridae
Product: homeobox protein rough-like
Exons: 3
Coding region: 1-441 (146 amino acids)
Biological process (GO): regulation of DNA-templated transcription
Molecular function (GO): DNA-binding transcription factor activity, RNA polymerase II-specific; DNA binding
Source: RefSeq, a predicted model, not a curated record